UCUGAGAAUUCUCUCACAGCAGAGGCGACUCUUCUCUCUUCUUUCGCAUUUCGAUCACCAAAAUGUCGACAUUCCUUCGUAUCUAUUGCUCACGCCAUCCCUUCAAUUUUGUGUGCUUCUGCGGUUCUACCAUCUCUGCCUAUAUGUACGUACGCCUUCCUUUCACCCACCGCUCCCCGUUGCCAUCGAUUUCGAAAUCGUUAUCGUGCCUGAUUAUACCAAUAUUUACAAGUACGCUCGGAUCUUCGCAACUACACUCGUGUGUGUGAAUCUUCGUGGAAUUCGAUACAAACGGGGAUUAAAUAUUGAAUUCGACCGCCUUCCGAUGUCAAUUGUUGAGGAUGUGUUGCCGGUGCUCUGGCCUGCAAAUUUUGGAGAAAGAAUUGGAGUUUAUUCGAGCUCAUUUCUGCAGAAUAUAUCUCAGUCGGUGUCCAAUGCUAACUGUUAUGUACAUGGAGAGGAGCUUGGAGGAUGCCGGGACGACUCACUUGCUCUCCUACUCAAAUUGAUUGCAAUAGCUGCGAUCCUCGUUGCUGGAGUCUGCGGUGUGGGCAUCCCAUUGGUCGGCAAGAGGCGCAGGUUUCUACAAACUGAUUCCAACCUCUUUGUCGUCGCCAAAUCAUUUGCUGCUGGCGUCAUCCUUGCCACUGGCUUCGUCCACAUGUUACCUGAUGCCACUACGUCAUUAACCGACCCUUGUCUUCCGACAAUGUGGUCAAGAUUUCCGUUUUCAGGGUUCAUAUCAAUGAUGGCUGCCUUGGCUACUCUUCUCGUUGAUUUUGUUGGUACUCAAUAUUAUGAGAAGAAACAGUUAAAACAGAAUAAGAUUGCUCGGACAGCCUCACUGGAUACAGAAUCCGAGCCUGGGGUUGUUACAGCUGAAGCAGCUGGAUACAAUGGAAAGGUUUUUGGAGAAGAAGAAGGGGGCAUGAUGCACAUUGUUGGAAUACACGCGCACGCAGCACACCAUAGACAUAGUCACUCGCAAGAACAGGGAGCAUGCCAGGGGCUUCUUCGGGAGGAUUCACAUGGCCACUCACACGUACAUGGGCUUGGGAGCGUCGAUGAGGAAAGUGGCAUUAGGCAUGUUGUUGUUUCACAGGUUCUGGAACUCGGGAUAGUUUCACAUUCGGUGAUCAUAGGACUGUCUCUUGGAGUUUCACAUAGCCCAUGUACGAUUCGACCCCUGGUUGGAGCUUUGGCAUUCCAUCAAUUCUUCGAGGGAUUUGCUCUGGGAGGAUGCAUAUCCCAGGCCAAAUUGAGGACGCUCCAUGCGACCAUAAUGGCAUGCUUUUUUGCCCUGACAACUCCUUUAGGGAUCGCUGUCGGUAUUAGUGUUUCAUCGAUCUACAAUGCUAAUAGCCCUAGAGCGCUGAUAGUUGAAGGUGUGUUCGACUCGAUAUCCUCUGGGAUUCUGGUGUACAUGGCUCUAGUCGAUUUGAUUGCGGCCGACUUCUUGAGCAAGAGAAUGAGCUGCAAUGUGAGGCUCCAGAUGGUGUCGUAUUUUGCUCUGUUCUUGGGGGCUCUAUUGAUGUCUUUACUUGCACUCUGGGCUUAGUUUUCUUUAUUUCCCCUUUACAUCUGAAUAAUAUUGCAGUUUCUUAUAGUACAUUUUUUUUGUUA
Andrographis paniculata is the source of this 1623-nucleotide messenger RNA. RefSeq names its product zinc transporter 4, chloroplastic-like. Bases 326 to 1558 code for a protein of 410 amino acids. Gene Ontology annotation, biological process: zinc ion transmembrane transport. The transcript is spliced from 4 exons. Gene Ontology annotation, cellular component: plasma membrane. Lineage: Eukaryota; Viridiplantae; Streptophyta; Magnoliopsida; Lamiales; Acanthaceae. The record is from RefSeq and is a predicted model, not a curated record. Gene Ontology annotation, molecular function: zinc ion transmembrane transporter activity.